This is a messenger RNA of Talaromyces proteolyticus, 1780 nucleotides long. RefSeq names its product maltose permease MAL31. Gene Ontology annotation, biological process: carbohydrate transport; transmembrane transport. The transcript has a single exon. Gene Ontology annotation, cellular component: membrane. Gene Ontology annotation, molecular function: carbohydrate:proton symporter activity. The record is from RefSeq and is a predicted model, not a curated record. NCBI's taxonomy places the organism in Eukaryota, Fungi, Ascomycota, Eurotiomycetes, Eurotiales, Trichocomaceae. Bases 1 to 1608 code for a protein of 535 amino acids.
AUGGAGGUAGAUACUCAAGGUUUGAACCAGCAAGCAAAAAUUGCUGAAGAUGAACAACACAAGCAAUCAGUCUGGGAAGCGCUCUGGGCCCAUCCCAAAGCAGUCUUCUGGUCGUUUAUGGUCUCAAUGUGUGUGAUUAUGGAAGGUUACGACACCAUCCUCCUCGGAAAUUUCUUUGCUUAUCCGCAGUUCGCACGCAAAUUUGGAACUUGGAUUCCCAGUGAAAACCAAUAUCAAUUAACCGCUAGCUGGCAGGCUGGUCUGAAUAAUGCAUCUGGUGUGGGGGCAUUUUUUGGAGCUAUUGCAAACGGUUAUUUGGUUGACAGAUUUGGUCAGAAGCGUGUGAUCCUUGCAUCUCUAGUCGGAUUGUCGAUGCUACUUUUCAUCGUCUUCUUUGCACCUAAUAUCGAGGCUCUUCUGAUUGGCGAGCUGCUUUGUGGAUUUCCUUGGGGUAUUUUUGCAACUGCAUCUCCAGCGUAUGCUUCGGAAGUUCUUCCUCUCUCACUACGUGUCUACAUGACUAGCUGGACGAACAUGUGCUUCAUUAUUGGGCAAUUGAUUGCCGCCGGUGUUCUUGCAGGACUCGUGGACGUAUCUAACGAAUGGUCAUACCGUAUUCCCUUUGCCAUACAAUGGGUGUGGCCCUGCUUCCUGUUCCCCAUAUUAUGCUUUGCACCGGAAUCGCCCUGGCAUCUGGUUCGUAAGGACCGACUGGAUGAGGCAAAGAAAUCACUAGAAAGACUCAUCCGUUCAAAGGAACCAGAUGGUUCACCCAACUUGACCGACAUCGACAAUACUCUCGCUCUCAUCAUCCACACCGACAGAAUGGAACGAGAAGAGUUGAAAAUCAAAACGACCUAUUGGCAAUGUUUCCGUGGCAUCGAUCGGCGACGAACAGAGAUUGCCUGUGUCUCCUUUGUUGGUCAAGUCACGGCCGGAAUGGGCUUUGCUUACAAUUCGACUUAUUUUUUCCAGCAAGUUGGCCUUACCACAGAUCAAACAUACAAAAUGAACAUCGGUGUUACCGGUCUUGGUUUAUUUGGUACAUUAAUGUCAUGGUUGCUCGUGUUGCCGAGAUUUGGUCGGCGUACAAUAUACCUUGCUGGCAUGCUCAUCUGCGCUAUCAUUUUGUUCAUUAUUGGUAUUUUGACCGUUGACACAAGCCACAAAUCCAUCGGAAUGGCGCAAGCUGUCCUCUGUCUUGUUUGGACAUUCUUCUUCCAGCUUACGAUUGGACAAUUAGGAUGGUCUCUUCCUGCCGAGAUAGGAUCUACCCGGCUUCGGCAAAAGACGGUCGUGUUGGCGAGAGAUUUUUACUAUAUUGCCAGCACCAUUAGUUCCGUGUUACAGCCUUACUUUAUGAAUCCAACUGCCUGGAACUUGAAAGGCUACACUGGAUUCUUUUGGGGAUCUACAGCGCUUUUGACUUUUGUCUGGGCCUUCUUCCGACUACCUGAAACUAAGGGUCGAUCCUAUGACGAGUUGAACAUGUUGUUCUCAAACCAUAUCGCUGCUCGAAGUUUCCAGAACUGCGAGGUGAGUUCCUUUGAGAAGAAGGAUAGCGGGGAAAAAGAGGCAACAGUGCAUGUGGAAAAGAUCGAUGGCUGAGUACGUUCUGCCCAAUCCCAUUUUCUUGGUGACUUUUCUUUCUUUCUUUUUGGAUCAUCAAGUUGAUGUGACAAUGAUGAAAUAAAUGUACUACCGAGUCAUUAUUCCACUUCAAAUGAUAUCAAUUGAUAAGGAUUUACUUGAAAUGCUGUAUGUAUUUGCUGAGUUUCUC